AUGUCUUCUGAGGAUACCACUGUCUCUACCCUCCGCCAGGUUCUGACCUCCGAGUCAGAGCCUCUUGCUCGUCGCUUCCGCGCUCUUUUCUCCCUCAAGCACUUGGCCUGCCUGCAGCCUCCCACCGAGCAGAGCCUCCCUGCUAUCGAAGCGAUCGCCGCAGGUUUCGCGUCACCUUCAGCCUUACUCAAGCACGAGCUUGCUUAUUGUCUUGGCCAAACCAAGAAUGUCGAGUCUGUCGCAUACCUGCAGCAUGUAGUGAAGGAUACCGAAGAGGAUGCGAUGUGUCGCCAUGAGGCCGCCGAGGCGCUAGGCGCUCUCGGCUACGAGGAUAGUCUGGACCUACUCAAGAAAUUGAGAGAUGAUACAAAUGAGUUGGAUAUCAUUCGGGAGACCUGCGACAUCGCCGUCGAUCGGAUCAUUUGGGAGAACUCAGAAGCUAAGAAGGCCGAGCAAUUGAAGCCUAGGUACGAUUUGCGCACAACGUUACAUUAUAUGAAGAGGACGCUGACAUUGAUGUUUUUGUUCUACAGUGAUUUCGGUUCUAUCGACCCUGCCCCUCCUAUGCCCCUGCAGUCCAGCGAGCCCUGCAUCCCUGACCUGGAAAAGACACUGCUUGAUACAAAGCUCCCUCUCUUCCAAAGAUACCGUGCGAUGUUUGGUCUGCGUGACCUUGCCUCGCCCCCGGACCUUCCCACAGCAGUUGAUGCCGUCAAUGCGCUGGCAAAGGGACUCAAAGACCCCUCUGCCCUCUUCCGACACGAGGUCGCCUUUGUCUUUGGUCAGCUCUGCCACCCUGCCUCGAUCCCCAGUCUCACAGCCUCCUUAAGCGACCUAUCCGAAGCUGGCAUGGUUCGCCACGAAGCAGCCGAGGCCCUGGGCAGUCUGGGUGACGAGGAGGGUGUUGAGGACACUCUGAAGAAGUUCUUGAAUGAUCCCGAUGAGGUGGUCAGGGACAGUGUUAUUGUUGCUCUCGACAUGGCAGAGUUCGAGAGGAAUGGCGAGACCCAAUAUGCGCUGAUCCCAGAAAGUGCCGCACCAGUUGCUGCUGCAUAA
Penicillium soppii is the source of this 1056-nucleotide messenger RNA. Its product is annotated as deoxyhypusine monooxygenase. Gene Ontology annotation, molecular function: deoxyhypusine monooxygenase activity. NCBI's taxonomy places the organism in Eukaryota, Fungi, Ascomycota, Eurotiomycetes, Eurotiales, Aspergillaceae. Gene Ontology annotation, biological process: peptidyl-hypusine biosynthetic process. Bases 1 to 1056 code for a protein of 351 amino acids. The record is from RefSeq and is a predicted model, not a curated record. The transcript has a single exon.